Plasmodium yoelii is the source of this 768-nucleotide messenger RNA. Its product is annotated as zinc finger protein, putative. Gene Ontology annotation, biological process: mRNA splicing, via spliceosome. The coding region runs from base 1 to 768 and encodes 255 amino acids. The record is from RefSeq and is a predicted model, not a curated record. Gene Ontology annotation, cellular component: U4/U6 x U5 tri-snRNP complex; spliceosomal complex. The transcript has a single exon. Gene Ontology annotation, molecular function: zinc ion binding; nucleic acid binding. NCBI's taxonomy places the organism in Eukaryota, Apicomplexa, Aconoidasida, Haemosporida, Plasmodiidae.
AUGAAUAAUAAAAAAAGAAGCAAUCCUUAUAAUAAUAGCGAUUACAACAAAAGAAAAGACAAAUUUUAUGAAAAUGAGAACAAAGGAAAAUCAAAUAUCGAUAAUUAUGGGCGAAAAGUUUGGGAUAAAGAAUAUUAUCAAAAAUUGCUAGACGAAAAAUCUUUAGAGGGAAAAGAUUCAAAUGAAAAACACCAAAAUGAAGAAGAUGAAUUAAUAUUAAAACUGUUUCCAGAUUUAAAAAAAAAAAAUAAGAUUGUCCCUCCUGAUCCAUCCGAAAGAAAAUUAUUAGAAGAAAGAACAGAGAAUUUGUCAUUAGAAAAAAAUUUAGGAAAAGUUCAAAUUGUUACUCAUAAAACAACUAAAGAAGAGCAGGGAGGAUAUUAUUGUAAAAUAUGUGAUUGUACUUUGAAAGAUUCGCAAACAUAUUUAGAUCAUAUUAAUGGGAAAAAUCAUAAUAGAAUGUUAGGAUAUAGUAUGAAAGUAAAAAAUGUUACAUUAGACGAUGUUAAAAAAAAAUUAAAUUUACUUAAAAAUCAAAAAAAUAAUAAAUCUCAUGAAAAUAUUGAAAAAGAUCUAUAUGAAGAAGCUAAAAAAGGAAUAAAAGAAUUACAAGAAUUAGAAGAAAAAAAGAUGCAUAGAAGAAAAGAAAAAAAACUUAUUAAAAAAUUGGAAAAACAAAAAAAAAAACAAGAACAAAACAAUGAAUUAGAUAACGACGAUGUCGAUGAUGAUUUCAAGAAAUUUGGUUUACCCACUUCAUUUGUUUGA